Molecule: messenger RNA, 2123 nt
Organism: Enhydra lutris kenyoni (northern sea otter)
Lineage: Eukaryota; Metazoa; Chordata; Mammalia; Carnivora; Mustelidae
Product: collagen alpha-1(III) chain-like
Exons: 36
Coding region: 120-2030 (636 amino acids)
Source: RefSeq, a predicted model, not a curated record
GCUGCGGGGAGGGAAUCUGAGCCCCCGAGGCCUGGCGCCAGGGCCCCAAUCCUGACAGGGGCGGAGUGAGCCUCGGGGGCCAGGUGGGGGCCUGUCCCGGCUGUCAGCACUCGUGAUGGAUGAGGGGUGGGGCAGGGAGAAGGCCGGGCUCUGGAGUCCUGCCACGGAGAGAGGUGGGGGGCUGGCCCUCUGGGGUCUGCCAACAGAGCCUCUGCCCCUCACAGCUGGGGGGCCUGGGUGAGAGACCCCACCCAGGAGAGGUGCUUAAAGGCCCAAAGGGUGUGUGCCCUCCCACUCCACUCAGCAUCAUGGGCACCUGGGCCUUCCCCGCAGCCCUUCUCCUGCUCUGCCUGGCUUCGGAAAGCCUACAAGGCGGACUACCUCCAUUGUCUCCGGGCCCAGGGAAAGGCUUCGGGAGCCCCAAUGGCUACAGAUCAGGCUACGGCUCCCCCAGUGGCCUGGGAGCAGGAUUUGGGAACGGGAAUGGGCUGGGAGCCCAGCCAGGCACAGGAGGGGGUGUGAAACCCCAGAAGCCAGGGUUUGGAAAUGGGCUGGCAAUGGGGACCUUCCCAGGUGCUGUCGCCCAGCCAGGUUUUGGAGGGGGUGUGAGACCCCAGAAGCCAGUAUAUGGAAAUGGACUGGGAGCCAGUUCCUUCCCAGGGCUGGGAGCCCAGCCAGGCCCUGUGGCUCAGAAUGGUGGCCAGGCACCAGGUAUGGGGUGGGGGCCGGGGGGCAGAGGCGUGAGUGUGGGACUUCAAGGGAGCUCCGGGCUCUCUCAUCUGGUCCCUGACCCUUUCUCAGGAGUUGGAGGGGGCGUGAAACCUCAAAAGCCAGGACUCGGCAAUGGGAAUGGGAUGGGACUCGGAGCCCAGCCAGGCUUUGGAGGGGGCAGAAAACCCCAGAAGCCAGGAUUCGGGAAUGGGAACGGGCUGGGAGGUGGCACCUUCCGGGGAGUAGGAGCCCAACCAGCAGGUCCUGCAACUCAAAACGGCUACAGACCAGGCUUUGGAGGGGGUAUGAAGCCCCAGAAACCAGGACUCGGGGAUGGCAACGGCUUGGGAGCCCAGCCAGGCCUAGUGACCCAGAAUGGAUACGGAGCAGGCUUUGGGGAGGCCAUGAAGCCCCAGAAACCAGGAUUCAGGAAUGGCAAUGGGCUGGGAGGCCAGCCAGGCCCUGAGGUUCCUGUGGGCUACGGACCAGGCAUCGGUGAGGGCGGGAAGCUGCAGAAGCUAGUUUACAGGAAUGGGCUGGGAGCCGGAGUCUUCCCAGGCCAAGGGGCCCAGCCAGCCCUGGGAAGGGGCAUGAGCCCUCUAAAGUCAGGCUUUACCCCGGGACUGCAGCUCCCAGCAGGAUAUGGCAACGGAAAUGGGGUGGGGGCCCAGCCAGGUCCCUGCCAUGGGAGGGUCCCUCCACUGCUUCUCCCCAGGCCUCCCACUUCAGGGGUCCCUUCUGCUAAAGAGGGCGGCGGCUGGGGCCCCAAAUCCCAGCCCUCUCCCCCAGGGCAGAAUGGCAAUUUCCCAGCACCGACUCCAGCCAUCCAGUGGGGGCUGAAACCUCAGAAAGCAGGGUACCAGCCCCUGAAUGGCUAUGGACUGGGAACAGAACUGGGCUUUGGUGGUGGCCUCAAGCCUCAGAAAGUUGGUUUUGCUUAUGGGAAUGGUCUGGGAGCUGGGGUCUUCCCUGAGGCCCGCCCGCAGCCAGACUUUCCCGGGGUCAAUGGCUUUAGGAAUGGGUAUGGGGAGGAAGCACCAGUGUACCCCAAAGCAGUAGUUCCAGGCUCUGAAGGAAAUGGUCAGGCCAGGGCCCUAAGGGGCUCUUCUUGGCCCUCCGUGCAGCCUUGGGGGCUUGCCUUGAAGCCCGGAUAUGGGCCUGGAGGCACAUACGCAGGGGUCAGGAGCCAGCCAGCGACCUAUGGACAGCUAAGGCCAGAGCUGGGCCCUGGACUCUUUGGCAGCCCUCCAGUGAAGAGAGACAGCAGUGGCCCACUGGGAAAUGGCUAUGGAGGCCACUGUCCUCUUGGGAAAUGCUGAACACUGAGGCCCUUUCACUGCCCACCCUGAGAGCCUCUCUAACCACAGCCGUGUGUUGGGCGAGGACGGCCAGAUCCUGGGGCUUGGCUUCUG